AUGAUUCCCGCCCAGCCUCCGCCGCCAUCAGACGGCGACGCCGCGGCCGAUCCCGACGCCGCGGCCGAGGCACGGCGGCAGCAGCUCGACGAGGCAAACCUUGGCGUUGUCUCCGAAGAGCUGUUUGUGUCCUUCGAGGCCGCCGCGGAGACGCCCGGUCUGCCUCACCCAGCGGACGUGGCCGAGCCCGCGUCUCUCGCCGCCACGCCGCCACCGCAGUGCACGUACCCGCUGCUGGACGCCCUGCCGUCGAACCUCGUCUCCUCUGGGGCGCUCUCGUCGCUGCAGCUGCAGUUUGUUGGCCUGGCCUGCCAGCGGCACCUCACGGUGAUGCCGACCGACCCGCCGACACGAGCCGGCUUCUUCCUCGGCGACGGCGCCGGGGUUGGCAAGGGCCGGCAGCUCGCCGCGGUCAUCCUCGACUCGCUCGCGCGCGGGAGGCCGCGGCACAUCUGGUUCUCGUCGAGCGCCGACCUGCGGAACGACGCCAUCCGCGACCUCACCGACCUCGGCUGCCACUGCCCCGCGGGCGUCCUCUUCUCAACCUAUGCCACGCUCGCGCGCGGCUCGUCCCGCCUCUCCCAGCUGGUGGCCUGGUGCGGCGGGCUAGCCUUCGACGGCUGCUUGCUCUUCGACGAGUGCCACAAGGCCAAGAAUUGGACGGGCAAGGAGGAGACGUCGAGCAAGGUCGCGGCGGCGGUGCGCGAGCUGCAGCGCGCCUUGCCGCUCGCGCGAGUCGUCUACUGCUCUGCGACGGGCGCGAGCGACUCGGGCCUGAGCCUGGCAUGCACAACUACCUGCCUCUGCGCCGAGUUCGAGCUCAAGGAGGCGCCGCUCUCGGCCGAGCAGGCCUCCGCCUUCGACGCGGCCGCCGCGUUCUGGUCGCAGCAGCUGCUGCCGGCGCUCGAGGCGGCGGCGGAGCGGACGGGCGCGCAGGCGGGGGCGACCGUGCGCGCCUUCUGGGGCGCGCACCAGCGCUUCUUCCGCCAGCUGUGCGUGGGCUUCAAGGUGCCGGCACUUGUUGCCGAGGUCCGCGCCGCCCUCGGCAGCGGCAGCUGCGUCGUGGUCGGACUCCAGUCGACGGGCGAGGCGGCGCUCGAGCGAGUGGGAGAUUCGGCCUCCGGCGAGCUCUACUCGCUCUGCGCAGAGAUGCUUCGCUCCUUCAUCGCGCACAACUUCCCGACCACCCGCCACGCCGACAAGGAGCUCGCAAAGUCGCUCGCAAAGGCCGAGGCGGCGGCCGCGCGCGCCAUCGAGGCGCACGCCGCCGCGCGCGCCGCAGCGGCGCGACCAGAGGCGUCGCGUUCCGCCACAGCGCGGGCCGAGGCGGCGGAGGCGGUGCGCGGUGCCGCCGCUAUGGCGGCGGCGGCGGCGGCGGCGGUGCAGCGGCUUCGGGCCGAGGCGGCGGCGGACGCGGAGGCGGCGGGGCAGGCCGACCCAGAGUGCGAGGUGGCAAAGGCGCGGCUGCUGCAGGCGGCCGCCGAGCUCGAGCUUCCCCCGGCGGCGCUCGACUUGCUCAUCGACGAGUGCGGCGGCGCGGCGGCGGUGGCGGAGAUGACUGGCCGGAAGGCGCGGGUGGCGCUCAACGUGACGGAGCGCAACGCCUUCAUGGACGGCAAGAAGCUCGUCGCAGUCAUCUCCGACGCCGCAUCCACCGGCAUCUCGCUGCACGCCGACGCGAGGAGCGCCAACCAGCGGCGGCGCGUCCACAUCACGCUCGAGCUUGCUUGGUCGGCCGACAAGGCGGUGCAGCAGCUCGGCCGCUCGCACCGCGCCAACCAGACUUCGGCGCCGCGGUACGUCCUCCUCUGCACGGACGUGGGGGGCGAGGCGCGCUUCGGCUCGAGCGUCGCGCGCAAGCUGGAGGCGAUGGGUGCCCUCACCAAGGGCGACCGGCGCGCCGAGAUCGGCUCGCUCGACACCUUGGACGUGGACACCGCGCCAAGCUCGCUCGACACCUUCAAUCUGGACACCGCGUGGGGCCGCAAGGCGCUCAAGGCGCUGCUCGCCGCCGCCUACGCGGGCGACAGCUCGGUGCUGCCGCACCUCGCGGCGGACUCGGCCGCCAUCGAGCAGCUCUUCGACCUCUUUGCGGCCGCGCUGCGGGAGGUGGUCUCGGCGGCAAAGCGCGACGGCCGGUACGACGCCGGCGUCGCCGACAUCUCCGCCGGCGCCCGCCUCCUCGAGCCGGAGGCGCUGAUCUGGCGCGACCCAAUCACCGGGGCGAGGGCGCACGCGGCGACCGUCGAAGUGGACCGGGGCGUCUCGUUUGCCGACGCACUCUCGAAGCUGCGCUCUUGGCGAGCGGCCGCCGCCGCCGCCAAGCGCAACACCGACGGCGGCGACGCGGCGGCGGACAGCCGCGAGGGCGGCGGGGCGGAGGAGGGCGGCGGGGUGGAGGCCGGCGAGGAGGAGGCUUGCGUGGAGGAGGCCGGAGAGGAGGCCGCUCCGGCCGCUGCCCGAAGCGGCGAUGUGGAGGACGGGGAGGAGGAGGAGGGCGAGGGCGAGGGGGAGGAGGAGGGGGGAGGCAUCUUCCGCAGCCGCAGGCCGCAGUACGGCGAGCACCUGCUGCUGCUCGCGCUGCCGAAGGCGCGCGAGCCGCACAUGGCCGUGCUCACGCGUCCAAACACCGGCCUCAGCCUGUACGAGGAGGCGUGGACAGACCUGCACCGAAAGUACGCGCGGGUGCUGCCGCCCUCCGCAGCAGAAGCCGACUGGACGGCCGCGUACAACGGUGCGUGCAACGAGCGCAUCGGCGGCCGGCUGACACGCAUCCAGCUCAUCACCGGCUCGACGCUGCCGAUGCUGCCCGUGCUCGAGGAGGUUGCCAAGAAGCACAGCGCCAACCUGACGGCGCGCGACCGCGCCGUCGGCGCGGUCCGCGUCAUCCUCGAUGGGCGGCGGCUGCUCGGCGUGCGGUUCGCGCGCUCGUGCAUGGCCGACCUCAAGGAGGAACUUCUCAAGUGGAACCUGGCGCGCGGAGCGACGCACCGCAAGGUCGAGACGGAGCCGGCCGCACCCGUCGACCCGAAGGCACUCGCUCGCGCGCUGCGCCCGCCCGCCACCAUCACCUCCUUCUUCGCGGCGAGGCCCGCGUCGCAAGCGGCGGCACCGGCCGGCACCGGCACCGGCGGCAAGCAGCCCGCAGGCGGCAGGGGCGGCGCUGGCGCGGGCGGCAAGAAGCGCAGCGUCCUCGACAUGAUGAAGGGCUCGUCCUCAUCCUCGUCGGCGGCGGCGUCGUCGGCUUUGGCGGCGGUGCCCAAAGCUACCAAGGCCCCCAAGGCGUCAGGCGGUCUCGACGUGCGCAGCUUCUUCACGUCAAAGUCGGCCGACUCGGGCCCCCGCUCGCCGGCAACUCGCCCGAGCUCGGAGGAGCCCAUCGACCUCACUUCGCCAGGCGGCGACUGA
This is a messenger RNA of Emiliania huxleyi CCMP1516, 3408 nucleotides long. RefSeq lists its product as hypothetical. The transcript is spliced from 9 exons. Bases 1 to 3408 code for a protein of 1135 amino acids. NCBI's taxonomy places the organism in Eukaryota, Haptophyta, Isochrysidales, Noelaerhabdaceae. Gene Ontology annotation, biological process: regulation of DNA-templated transcription. The record is from RefSeq and is a predicted model, not a curated record. Gene Ontology annotation, cellular component: nucleus. Gene Ontology annotation, molecular function: histone binding; chromatin DNA binding.